Messenger RNA from Chaetomium globosum CBS 148.51, 321 nucleotides. RefSeq lists its product as uncharacterized. The record is from RefSeq and is a predicted model, not a curated record. Bases 1 to 321 code for a protein of 106 amino acids. NCBI's taxonomy places the organism in Eukaryota, Fungi, Ascomycota, Sordariomycetes, Sordariales, Chaetomiaceae. The transcript is spliced from 2 exons.
AUGCGUCAGGCUGCUCCUACCUCAUCUUUGAGUGCCAGGUGCCCUCUUGCUCUCUACGGGCAGGUACAGGGACAGAGUCGAGGCAGGUGCCUUACACGUACACUACACACAACUCAUCGACACGCCAUGCCGGCGCCCCGUUUUCCAUUUUCGGUUCCAUGUGCUGGGCACGAGACGCUGAUGAGAAGACGCCACGCUCGCCAUCUGCCUUCUCCACCCGCACCACAUCCCGGCACGAACUGGUCAAGAACGCUCGGCGGCCCAUCCCCGCGACCCGCCCGCACCGUGGAUUUUCAUGGGUUCGCGGGUGGAUUCCAAUAG